Molecule: messenger RNA, 1823 nt
Organism: Hevea brasiliensis (rubber tree)
Lineage: Eukaryota; Viridiplantae; Streptophyta; Magnoliopsida; Malpighiales; Euphorbiaceae
Product: F-box protein At3g12350
Exons: 2
Coding region: 34-1668 (544 amino acids)
Biological process (GO): SCF-dependent proteasomal ubiquitin-dependent protein catabolic process; gibberellic acid mediated signaling pathway
Cellular component (GO): SCF ubiquitin ligase complex
Molecular function (GO): protein binding
Source: RefSeq, a predicted model, not a curated record
AAUGGAUGAUUCCUAGAAGUGACCAAGGAUGGGAUGGGCAUGGGCCACGAUUGCCAGGUGGCCUGUUUGCUAAUAACUGAAAUAAUGGGCGGAGAGGACAAGGUUGGGGGGCUAGGGCUAGCUCAUUGGGGGAUUUUAAUUAACAAAAUUGCUCGAAAUUACAUAUUUGUCACCAACACGCCAGCACUUGAACUGCAUAACCCAGUCCUGACUUCGAAGCUUGUGCGGCUUAAUCUUGCAAAUUUAGCGGAUCAGAAUUAUUCCCUCCUCUCCAAGAAUCUCCCAUUUUCCUUUAUUUCUCUCUCUCCCUCUCCCAAAAAGCACUUUUCCAGAAAAUCAGACUUUUUUCAGGUGACGGAAAUGAAUUCCUAUUCCUUCUCUGAUUUCCCCGAGGACGUCCAGCUCUGUAUCCUUUCGUUCCUAACCCCAACAGAGGUUGCCAUUUUCGCUUGCACAUCGAGGCGAUUCUCUCCACUCUGCCAAGACGACAGCAAGCUCUGGUACGCAAUUUGUGAUAGGCGGUGGGGAUCCAAGACCCAAAUCAAGAAAUGGGGUAAUGGGAAAAUCUCCUACAAGCUCCUCUAUAGAACUCUCAACAAAUGGGAGAAUCUGAUUGGUUUCUGGCGCCGGUGCGGCCACGGUCAACAUAGGCAAUCCGCCGGUGUGAAACCUCCGGCGUUAGUUUUCUUCGAGUGGGGUCCGUCGUUUCUUUCUGGUACUAGAGUCUCUCCGUCUCAAAAUGGUACAUAUCAUGUAACCAAAACGCCGUUCCUUUGGAUGGGCAUAUUACCGGAGGGUCAAAUUAUAAAUUACCUUGAUCCCGAUGGGAAUAAUAGUGGGCUAUCUGGUGAAUUGGGAUUCUUGGAGAUGGAUUUGAUUCCGGUUAACGUUAAUUUUAUCGGGGAUAUGCAUCUUACUGUGGAAGAGAAUGUGGGUUUUGCUUAUUCAAGGAGUGCAGGUGCGACGAAUUUGAAAGGGGAGUAUGGUGAGGAUGUGAGUAAUGGGCUAGAAAGUGGGUCUCCGGGGAGCUUAUCGGAAACUUCGGAGUUGUAUCAAUAUUAUGCGAAUAGAAUGAGUCCUGGAGCAGAUAGGUCCUGGAGGAGGCAGAGGAGGAGAGAGAAAGAGAAGCAGGGGAGGAAGAAGUGGGCGACAGAACAUUUCUUGAGGAUUGUUGAUUCCUCGCCUACGCCAGCUCGGCCAUUGCAGGGAUUAUGGAAGGGAAUUUGUGAUGAUAUGAAGUUGGAAUUCUAUCUUGUAACAUAUGAUGGGGUUGGCAUCUCUUGCCGAAGGGUUGGGGACUUGUCUGAACCGCUUUCUAGUUCUACACCAGUGUUCUGGACAUCAAGUCCUGUAUUUAUUGUGUCUCCAUUUUCACCUGAGGAAGAACAUCUGUACAGGAGCCGCAUACAUCUGCAUCUGUCCAUGACAUCAGAGGACAUGCAUUAUGAGGUGGUCUCUCGCAUUAUGUACAUCAACUCAAGUUAUGAUUUAGUCAUCCCAGGUUUGGCAGGAGGUUCUGCAAAUCCUUGGCAUGUUGAGGGAAGGAUUUGGCAAUACGAGAAUGGGACAUUUGGUUUUGGGUUUCUUCGGGACAACUAUGUUAUUGACCUAAAGCACAUUGCCCAAGAUGGUUGUCUCCUUGAUACAAUGGAGGGUUUCUGUGAUUGAUAGUCGAUUGAUAUCCUUGCAUGGGAUCUUCUGUGUACAAAUAGAGUUGUAGCUCAAUGCCAUAAUUUCCAUGGCAUUGUGUACUACAUUUGUUGUAGAAAUAAUAAUGUUAAUAUGCCGUAAUUUUCCAUGCCAUAAUUUUCCGCUUUUUUUAA